Molecule: messenger RNA, 2124 nt
Organism: Podarcis raffonei (Aeolian wall lizard)
Lineage: Eukaryota; Metazoa; Chordata; Lepidosauria; Squamata; Lacertidae
Gene: NMUR2
Product: neuromedin U receptor 2
Exons: 4
Coding region: 178-1374 (398 amino acids)
Biological process (GO): G protein-coupled receptor signaling pathway
Cellular component (GO): plasma membrane
Molecular function (GO): neuromedin U receptor activity
Source: RefSeq, a predicted model, not a curated record
CUCCUCCCCCCAGCACCUUCUCCCCAUAAUUUCUCUCUUUCUCUCUAUUGCUCUAUCUCUCUGUUCUCUUCUGUCCCAUUUUUACUUGUAAAAGUGAGCCAUCUGAAACAAGAAAAUCUUGGACAAUCUAGGUCAGACUGGAGCCGGGAAAGAGAUUCUUCAUCCACUAUACCCGCAAUGGAUUGGAUCACAAACAUAUCUUCAGGUAUCUACCAAACAGAGGAUGAAGUGGAGCCACUGAUUAGAAGAUACCUAAACAGCACUGAGGACUACCUUACCUUUUUAUAUGGACCCAGACGGAGCCAUUUGUUCCUGCCUAUGACUUGGAUAUAUGCUUCGAUUUUCCUAGUUGGAGUGUCAGGCAACCUUUUAGUGUGCCUGGUGAUUCUCAGGCACCGCAACAUGAAAACGCCCACUAACUAUUAUCUCUUCAGCCUUGCCAUUUCCGACCUGCUGGUCCUGCUCUGUGGGAUGCCCUUGGAAGUCUACGAAAUGUGGAGCAACUACCCCUUCUUGUUUGGAUUGGCUGGGUGCUAUUUCAAGACGGCUCUCUUUGAGACAGUGUGCUUCGCCUCCAUCCUGAACGUCACCACAGUCAGCAUAGAGCGGUACGUGGCCAUCAUGCACCCCUUCCGAGCCAAGCUGAAGAGCACCAGGCGGCGCGCUUUGAGGAUCAUCAUUGCCCUGUGGCUCCUGUCUGUCCUCUUCUCUCUUCCCAACACCAGCACCCAUGGCAUCGUACUGCAGUAUUUCCCAAAUCACACAGAAGUCCCUGGCUCAGCAACGUGUGCUGUGGUUCAGCCCAUGUGGAUCUACAACUGUAUCAUCCAGUUAAGCUCCUUCCUCUUUUACGUGCUGCCAAUGAGUGUCAUCAGUGUGCUCUACUGCCUGAUGGGGAUGAAACUGAGAGGAGACUGUUCUUUGGAAGUAGAUGAAAUGGGAAUUAAUGUUAAAAGACCAUCCAGAAAGUCUGUCACUAAGAUGUUAUUUGUCCUAGUAAUCGUUUUUGGCAUAUGCUGGGCUCCGUUCCACACAGACCGACUCUUCUACAGCUUUGUCGUAAACUGGACAGAACCUCUUGCCAAUAUGUUCAACUUAAUCCAUGUGGUGUCAGGCAUUUUCUUCUAUCUGAGUUCUGCUGUUAACCCUAUAAUCUACAAUUUGCUGUCCAGGCGUUUUAGGAUGGCUUUCCUGAGUGUCAUCUUUCCUCAGUGCAAACACUGGCACCCCAGACACACUACCAGUCGCCUCCCAUCCCAGCGGAGCAUCUUCAUGCUUGGGGAACUCAAUGUUGCAGGGUCUGCAGAAGAAAGAAGCCAUCCAUAUCCGCAGAGGUCGUCUGUCUGCAGCUCUCACCUGUCUGGCGGUCUGUGACUAAUGUGACCUUUGGAUGUCCUCCCAGCCGCACGGGAGCUACUUAUCCAUGACCAGCUCUUGCACAGCUGAAAGAUCAUAUGAAUGACCCAAGUGUGUGGUUCUUUGCUGUGAAAUUGGCACAGUACCAGAAGGAGCAGGGCUCGUUCCAUGGGAGAGGCUACACAAUCAGGCCCCAUCCACAUGGUUUCCCAGCUGUGCAGGAGAUGCUCGUGCAUAAGGGCACCUUGUUGGAUGCUGAAGGAUGAGGCCCACAUGAGAGAUGUGAGGAGAAAUAGAAAUUACACUUCCUUUUGAGGAGAUGGGGGGCUUUGGGGAGCACCCUUUCACCCUACAAAUUGUCUUUCUGUUGGUGUUCAUUCUACAGCCUUCCCGGGUAUCUAUACUUCCAGAAAGUCCUCUUAUGGCCUCAUCUGGGCUUUCCUGUAAGUGUAAGAAGCUAGAGGAGGCACCUACCAUGUCUUUGACAGUUGUUCACUGUUAUUUUUCCUUUUAAAGAAAUCAGUGCGGAAAGUGAGUGUGUUUUUUAAGAAAGGAAUGAAUAAAUAAAAGGAAGCUGUUCCUUUAAAAACAAAACCAGCAAGAGCACCAGUCUCAGACACCCGGUAGCCAGCUUCUGCAACUUCUGGUGCUUCAGUUAAUUCCCAGGGGAAAGGCAUCAUGAGGUAACUCAUGCCAUGGAGCUAUUAAGAUCAAGUAGCGCCAGCAUCCAGAGAGGUUAGAGACUGCUGGAAGAAAGAUUGAAUAGAA